Messenger RNA from Letharia lupina, 1428 nucleotides. RefSeq lists its product as uncharacterized. The transcript is spliced from 3 exons. Gene Ontology annotation, biological process: proteolysis. NCBI's taxonomy places the organism in Eukaryota, Fungi, Ascomycota, Lecanoromycetes, Lecanorales, Parmeliaceae. Gene Ontology annotation, molecular function: peptidase activity. The record is from RefSeq and is a predicted model, not a curated record. Bases 1 to 1428 code for a protein of 475 amino acids.
AUGACCCGAGUGGAACAAACCUCGCUUUUCGCACCCGGCGCCGGCGGCGUUUCCCUCCAAGCCAACAUGUCCGCCGCGAAACUGCUGGGAAAGAGGACCCAUCAGAUGCCAGGAAGAUUGAACGUCUCCGAGCUGUUCUUUGAGGUUCCCAGAGACUACGCGAAACCCCAGAGCGGCAGUUUGCGCCUGUUCGCGAGGAGUGUCGAGAGGUUUGAGAAGCCGGUGGAUGCGAGUAAGAAAGAGGUCAAGCAGCCUCCAUGGUUCCUCUAUCUCCAAGGCGGUCCUGGGAUGUCAUGUAAAAGCCCGCAGAGUUACGCUUGGACAGACUAUGUCCUUGACAAGGGAUACCAGAUUCUCUUCCUCGAUCAGCGUGGUACAGGGUUAAGCAGUACCAUUACGGCGAGGACACUAGCCAGUGAAGGCGGACCCGCACAGCAAGCCGAUUUACUGAAGAAUUUCCGCGCAGACAGCAUCGUCAAGGACUGUGAGGCGAUUCGCAAGACCUUGACAUCAGACUUUCCGGAAGAGAAGAAGAAGUGGUCGAUCAUGGGCGUGAGUUUCGGUGGAUUCUGCGCGGUGAAUUACCUCUCCAGGUUCCCGGAGGGAUUGCAAGAAGUCUUCAUCGUUGGUGGUCUGCCUCCCCUCGUCCGAGACCCGUACCCGGUGUACAACAGGCUGUUCCGCAAGGUCAAGCAGCGGAACGAAAUCUACUACCAAAAGUAUCCCGAAGACAUCCACCGGGUCAAGGAUAUCGUCCGCCACAUCCAAAAAGAAGAAGACAUCAAACUUCCCAGCGGCGGGACGCUGUCCGUGCUGCGCUUACGCCAGCUCGGCAUGCACUUCGGUUUCCACGGCUCCAUGGACAGCGUGCACGACAUGAUCACACGCUUCACCAGCGACCUGAACCAAUCCGGCUUCUUCACCCGGCCCACCCUCGCCGCCUUCGGCGCCCUGAUCCCCUUCGACACGGCCCCGCUGUACGCCCUGCUGCACGAGCCCAUCUACGCCCAGGGGACCGCCCCCGCCUGGGCCGCCGACCGCUGCCUGGCGCACCACCCCGACUUCGCCCGCCUCCCCCUCGACGGGCCCGACCCCGUCCUCUUCACCGGCGAGGCGGUCUCGCGCGCCAUGUUCGCCGACUUCGACGAGCUGCGCGGCCUCGCCGACGUCGCGGACCGGCUCGCGCGCUUCCCGGACUGGCCGCCGCUGUACGACGGGGCGCGGCUGGCGGCGAACGAGGUGCCCGUGUACGCGGCCACGUUCGUCGAGGACAUGUAUGUCGAUUUCGACUUCGCGCGCGAGACGGCGUCGCGGAUCGGCCGCUGCAAGACGUUUGUGACGAACGUGCUGUAUCAUGACGCGUUGGUCAACAGGACGGAUGAGUUGCUGAAGCAGCUGUUCGCGUUGAGGGACGAUACGAUUGAUUGA